ACCAAUUGACUAUUUGGGCUUUGGCAAAUGGCAAUUAGUAUUUAGUUUUACCAUCGACCAACCAUUACCGAAUUCCGACUAAUUACAAUGUUGGAUUUGUUGUAGUUGUUGUUUAGUUUUUUUAAUUUUAUUUGUAAUUUACAUACACUUUUAAUUGAUUUUGGAAUGUGUACUUUUUUCAUGUUUUGUGCGUGUAAUUGACACCUGAUUUAAAUACCGUUUCCAGUUUUGUAUACAGGUACCAUUGUAAUCAGUCAUAGUACUUAUUGUAUAAUACUUGAUUCCACUCGAAAUAACAAGAUGGAACGGCUAUCUCUAGUUGUAAAAUACGAUGAGUUUGUACGACAUGUGUUAGCACUGUUACUGGAUACUUCUGUGGAAAAAGACUAUAGAGAGAAAAUUUUGGCAUUGGAUGCAUUUAGCAAACAACUAAAAGAUAAUGGCGACGAUCAGGAUAUUAUGAAAAAAAAACUCAACGAUAUGCGAAUCGAAUGCGAUAGAUUGAUGCACAAAUUGAAAACUUCAAGUAAAUUACUAGAUGAAGCAAAUAAAGAAAAGAGGCAUGUCGAAUUUGAAAGAGACACGAUGGCAAGGCAGCUUAGUGAUUAUUACAAGGCGUUUAACAAAAUAAAUCCUGGUAAUAACCCGUCGGGAUCACCAAUGUUGGACUACGAUAAAAUACGUUUUGAACAAAUGCCAAGACACGAUACCACAGAGUCUAUAUUGUCAGACAUCAGUUAUUCGAGAUCAGAAGACAGUUUGGACUCUGAAAAGAACUUCGAAGAAGCCCUCAAGCGCCGGGAACAAGAAUUAGUCGGUACUGUCAAACGAAAACGUGUGUCAAAUCAAAAUCCUACUUAUGAAACGAGAAAAGAAAUUGAAACGAUAACUUCGACUCCAGGUCAAAUCAUAGCUACUACAACUGUCACUUUGGAACAUGGCCAUAUGGGAGGAAACAUCAGUGCAAAAUCCGUCAUUGAAUCUAAACCACUUAACCAUUUUCCAACUCCGAGUGCACCGCCGAUAUCUGAUUCGCUAGAUUCGUUUGAUUCAGAAGCGUGUAGUGAUGAAAAUAAUCAGAAUGCCCCCAACACAAUUCAUUCGAGUUCAGCAUUGAAUAAGUUAAACAAAAGAGCCCACAAUUUUACUCAGAAAAAUAUUAUCAUUCCAGAAAUCUGUGGACCUUGUGGAAAAAAAGUCAAAUUCAAUAAAAUCGUAGUGAAAUGUUUGGACUGUAAGGCUACUGCUCAUUUGGAACACAAAGACAAAGUGCCUUUGCCUUGUAUUCCUGUAAGGAAUACUCCAAAUAAGAACGGCGGUCGCAUUGCGGAUUAUUCACCGAUGGUAAACGGUCGUCCGAUGGUACCUGCAUUAGUGAUACACUGUGUGAACGAAAUUGAACAACGCGGUUUCGAUACUGUUGGCUUAUACCGAGUACCGGGCUCGGAAAAAGAUGUCAAAGCGUUAAAAGAAAAAUUCCGCAAAGGAGUACCCAACUUAUCCGACAUUGAUGUACACGUCAUUUGUGGUUGUCUGAAAGACUUCCUGAGAACUCUGGAUGAUCCGCUGAUUCCUCAUUACGAUUGGAAAACAUUCACAGACGCGGUUAGAAAUUCAAAAGACGAAAACGAACACAGGUUGUACCAGGCUAUAUCGCAACUGCCUCAACCUAACCGCAACACGCUUGCAUACCUGAUGUUGCAUUUACAAAAGGUCGCAGCGUCUCCAGACUGCAAAAUGCCAAUCACUAAUUUAGCUCGAAUGUUUGGUCCGACCAUUGUCGGUUAUUCAAGCGAGGGAUCCGAAAAUAUGUAUUUCGAUUGCGAAUUGAGCAAUAAAGUCGUCGAAGAAAUGCUUAAAUUAUCUCCCGAUUAUUGGUCAAACUUUUUGAACAAUUUAGUUCCGCUGCGUGUGCAAAACACGCCAGUGAAACGCACGCCUUCCCGUCCAUUACAGCCAAUACGUACUCCAGUUACAAAGAACACACGAAUUUUCGGUUCUAGCACAAAACGACGUUAUUUAGAAUCGCCACGAUCGGUUAAAGCUGCUAGAAUCAAGCAACUUGAAUUGAAAAAAAAAUAAUCAACCUAAGAUUAAACAACAUUCUAUUUUCAUAACCACAUUUGUCGUUUUGCUAAAAUAGUAAUAACACAAUUAAUAAUUAUUAACAUUUGAAAAUCGCCAUUGCUUUUUUAACCUCUGUAAUUUUUUUAUUAUUUUAAUUAUGUAACGAAAAAUUUUAUUAUGUGAUUGUUUCGAACAAAUAUAAUUUUAAACUGGACUACAUUGGUCAGUUUUUAAUCUAUAGCUUAAGUGUCUAUUAAUAAUCUACGAACAACAAAUUAAGCUAUUGGAAAUAUGUAUUAUUGGUAUUUUUAUUAUUAUUGUACAACUUGUGAUUUUUACAUUCUUUUUUAUACCUACUUAUGUAACGUGCAAACAAUAUAAUUU
Messenger RNA from Adelges cooleyi (spruce gall adelgid), 2451 nucleotides. RefSeq names its product rac GTPase-activating protein 1-like. Gene Ontology annotation, biological process: signal transduction. Lineage: Eukaryota; Metazoa; Arthropoda; Insecta; Hemiptera; Adelgidae. The transcript has 12 exons. The coding region runs from base 301 to 2082 and encodes 593 amino acids. The record is from RefSeq and is a predicted model, not a curated record.